GGAAAGAAAGUCAAUUGAUUUAAAAAAAAAAAUCAUCAAUCCAGUAAGUAAAAAUGGUUCAAUUACGCAGUUUAACUCUUUUUGUUAUUUUCUCGGUGAUUGUGCUGAUUUCUGGUCAGCCUGGACCACUUCCGUUACAAUAUUGUCGACUUUGUUUUGGUCACACAAUGUGUGUUUUUCGCAAUCCAAAUCCUGUUUGUCCUACAUUACAAGUGGGUCUCACUGCAAGUCAGAGAAAUGAGGUUUUAACAGUGCACAACAACUUUAGGAGACAAGUUGCUUCGGGUGGUGAAAGAAGAGGAAAUCCUGGACCACAACCUCGUGCAAGACAUAUGCCAAACAUGGUUUGGGAUGAAGAAUUAGCAAUCAUUGCACAAAGAUGGGCUAAUCAAUGCAGAUUUGGACACGACAUGUGCAGAACUGUUCCACGUUUCCAAGUUGGACAAAACGUCGGUAGCUUACGACUUGUAGGAACAAUUCCACCCAAUAUGAUAACAAGAUUAAUACAAAUCUGGUAUAAUGAAGUCGUCUUAUUCGAUUCCCGACAAGUCGAAAGUGUCAGGAAUUUCAAUUUUGUUAAACAUUAUACCCAAAUAUUGUGGUCAACAAGUGUCAAUAUUGGCUGUGGUUAUAUUACCAAUCAACAAGGCAACAUUAUCACAGUCACACUAGUUUGCAACUAUGGUCCUGCAGGUAAUAUUGUUAAUGGCAAGAUGUAUGACAUUCGCCGUUCCCUAUAAUACUUAGGAAAAUUAUUACCAUCGACAAUUAUUUAAAAAAGGCAAACUACUGUUUCCAGGUUUUACAGACAAUUUUUUUAAUAAUUCCAGACUCAAAAAUAAAAUUGUUUUUAUGAA
This is a messenger RNA of Leptopilina heterotoma, 857 nucleotides long. RefSeq names its product venom allergen 5-like. Lineage: Eukaryota; Metazoa; Arthropoda; Insecta; Hymenoptera; Figitidae. The record is from RefSeq and is a predicted model, not a curated record. Bases 54 to 740 code for a protein of 228 amino acids. The transcript has 5 exons.